Aedes albopictus (Asian tiger mosquito) is the source of this 5551-nucleotide messenger RNA. RefSeq names its product activated Cdc42 kinase Ack (gene Ack). The transcript has 7 exons. NCBI's taxonomy places the organism in Eukaryota, Metazoa, Arthropoda, Insecta, Diptera, Culicidae. Gene Ontology annotation, molecular function: protein tyrosine kinase activity; ATP binding; protein binding. The record is from RefSeq and is a predicted model, not a curated record. Gene Ontology annotation, biological process: protein phosphorylation. Bases 799 to 4344 code for a protein of 1181 amino acids.
AAAAGACGAUCGAGUGUCUAGUCGGACAGUCAGUCGGUUGUAUUCGUGAUUCUACUCCGUACGGGUCAGACGUGUGUUUAUUUCGUUCUCUCCGCGCCGUGAGUUUUGACUGCUGUGUGAAAAAGUGUUUUGGUUGAGUCUGGUACUAGCUACAGCUCUGAAGUUUUUUGACUGCGAAAAGAUGACAAUCACCGCAAAACGCGAAUAGCGGGUUCCAAACAGCGACGUGAUUGAUAUUGAGUGCAGUGCGUGGGUGGAUUUAGCGAAAAAUAAUUUUAUCGCUUCCUCCGGAAACGAAUAGUGAAGCCAUUUUUUGAGUCCCAGUGGCACGUCUCGUUUCUACAUUGCAUUGCAUCCGGGAGUGGUGGAAAAGCCCUUGAGAAGUCGAUUCUUGUGUGUUCUUCGUGUGCUACAAGCUAUAGCUAGUGAAUGAAAUUAGCUUCGCUAUAUGAAAGUUGAUGUGCAGUGAAUUAUAAUAACCAACUCAAGGCGCUCUCCUGUGGAAGAAAUUGAGUGAGCAAGGGAAGAAGCAAAUUGCUCCUAAAAAUGCUAAUAAUAUGGAAGUGAAGUAGAAACCAAAAGGGGAAGCUGCAAAAGUCCGGUUUUCAUUCGAUUCUUUGCCGUUCCGCAGUAGGCUGCUGAGGGCGGCGGCGCUAUCGAUCAUAAUAAAUCGCAGCAAGCCACCGCAGAGCGUAUCAUCAAGGUGCUACCUAUACCAGAGCCUACUAUACUGUACCAGCGAACCCAAAAGGAUCCCUUCCAGGAGGAAUAAAAAGAUAACCACCCAAACGCCCGAAAAUGUCCGACCCGGACACCCUCUGGCUAGAGGAACUGCUGGUGGACGUUCAGUUGGAGCAGUUCCUCCCCCGGUUACGAGAUGACCUGCAGAUCACACGGUUGGCACACUUCGAUUACGUCCACGUGGAUGAUCUGGAGAAGAUCGGCUUGGGGAAGCCGGGCAUCCGGCGAUUAAUGGAAGCGGUGAAGAAAAAGAAAGCACAACAAUGGCGACGGAAUAUUCUUUCGAAGUUAAUCGGGGGUGGGAAACAGCAGCCACAGAAAAAGGUGGCCACGGCGAGGGAGGCGGAGGAACCAUCGGCUCUGGCGUUGACUUGCUUGAUACACGAGAAGGAUGUGACCAUGUCGAUCAAGUUGGGCGAUGGGUCGUUUGGGGUGGUGCGACGAGGCGAGUGGAAUGCUCCCGGUGGACAGAUUGUUCCGGUGGCAGUGAAGAUCUUGAAAGCCGACACCCUGGCGCAACCUGGGGUGAUAGAGGAUUUCUUCAAGGAAGUUCAAGCGAUGCACACGCUGAACCAUCCGAACCUGGUGAGGUUGCACGGUGUGGUUCUGUCUCAGCCGAUGAUGAUGGUCACGGAACUGGCCGCCAACGGCUCCCUGUUGGAUACACUGCGGAAGCAGUGUAAAAACACAUCGCUGACGACCAUUUGGAACUGGUCCGUCCAGGUCGCCACCGGAAUGGCGUACUUGGAGAGUAAACGGUUCUUGCACAGGGAUUUGGCCUGUCGGAAUGUUCUACUGGCUUCCGGAAAUAAGAUAAAAAUCGGAGAUUUCGGUUUGAUGCGAGCGCUGCCCCAGCAAGAGGAUUGCUACGUGAUGACCGAGCAUAAGAAAGUUCCUUUUCCGUGGUGCGCUCCGGAGUCGCUGCGAUAUCGACAGUUCAGCCAUGCGUCCGAUACGUGGAUGUUCGCGGUGACAUUGUGGGAGAUGUUCACCUUCGGUGAGGAUCCAUGGGUGGGGCUGAAUGGAUCGCAGAUUCUGCGGAAGAUUGAUCGAGAAGGUGAACGGUUGCACCAUCCGGAUGCGUGCCCUCCGGAUGUGUACCAGUUGAUGCUGCAGUGUUGGGAUAAGACGCCGGCGGAGCGACCUACGUUCGCUGCGAUAAAGGAAUUCCUCUCCGCAACACCUCCACCGAUAUACCGGGCGGUGAUGAACUACAAGGCUGAUAGUCGACUAACGGUGGAGCAAGGCGAUUGCAUAUGCGUAAUCGAUGAUCGGCCAGAGUUGCAGUUCGUGAAAGGACAAAAUCAGCGCACAUUCGAAAUUGGGAUUUUUCCGCGUAAUGUUGCAAUCGAUUCUUCGAAGCAUCGUGGAGCAUCUGGUACAAUCAGUCGCCCGCUGCACGACUCUUUCCGGCACACGGCCCAUGGAGCUGCCUUUGGAGCUUGCUGGGGUAAUCCCAGCACACUGGAAAUGAACGGAGAUGUUAAGUUGCGAGCAAGUAAAAAUAACACCCUGAAUACCGACCGUCGCGGCAAGUGCAUCUCCGAACAGUUCGCCAAAGAACGCAAAAGCAACGCUCAGAAACAGUUUUCCUACAACAAACUGGUCAACGAAAACCAUCAAAAACUAAACCGACAGCAGCAACAGCAACAACAGUUGGUCAAAGACAGCAAAAAUCGACCUCUUCGGCCGCCUCAACCACACAACCUGCCUCAGGGAUCGUCAUCUGCGGAAGGAAUUCUGAUCGAUCUAUCGUCGCCGGGUGAAGAUGCGGGAAGUGUUGCAAGUCUACCGGUCACCACGACCGGUGCCGUCAGUCGACAGUUCACCAGCAUUUUAGAUGAACCCAUAGAUGUUCCGACGGAGGGUGAUCAACAGCAGCAUCAGCAACAGGAGCUGCCCGAACAGAAUCCGUCCCUGCAAUAUCCGGCGGUGGCUCAAGUGCAAGAAGAAUUGCAGAUCCAACCAGUUCGGUUGCAACCUCCGCCGUAUCAGAUGCCUCCAAAAUAUACCAAUACGAUGUCGUUCAACGACGAGGUCAGUCUCGAACCGGAUCCUUUCGAUACGAGACCUUUCACCAUGGAAAGUCAGGUUGCUUCAAAUGCAACGUCCGACUACGAGAGCGGCCCAUCAAGUGGUGUGAGUUCUAGGGAGUUGAUGGCUUCAAUUAAGAGGCAGCAAACAUUGGAUGUUGCGGAACCAAGCAUGCCGACGACUUCCGUAGCCGUUUAUGGUAACGUGAAUAGAGGAGCCAUUUCGAAAAUUGACUCAAACUAUGGAAAAGUCACUGAUUUUAGUGAGCUUUCCAGUUCCUUGAUGGCAAGUAUGAAUUCUUCGGCGCUAAACACUUCCGGCAGUAGUUCUUACGGAAGUGCUCAGGGAUUGAACGACUCGAUGGACGUCAACCUGAGUGGACUCACGUUGGAUACGUCCGAUACGAGUGUACUGAAUUUGACCCCGAAAAAGCUCGACAAGACAUUCCUGGCGGAACUGGAGAAGGACAUCUACAAGAACGAUACCAACAGCAGCGUGAACCAUUCCCAGGCGUAUGUUGCCAAAUCAAAUACCAAGGACGGUUCUGUCAAUCAACUUUCUAGUCUUAUGAGUUCGCUGUCCAAGUAUGAAAGUAGUGCAGCGAUCUACGCAAACGGUGGCCAGGUUAUGGGUGCAGGCGCCAGCAAAAACUUGAACGCAAACUUGCAUCAAAUUUAUGCGAACAACUCUGCAGUCGCGGCGUCUGAAAGCUUCCAGCGAAAGAACUAUGAAAGCACACAAAGCAUGCUCUCGCCGAAGAAGCAGAAUAACGCGCAAUCAACGGACACCAGCAACGUGGUAACUCAAAUGUGGAUGGAGCGUAACGCGGCCACCUCGCUCAGCAGCAACGAACUGACCUAUGGAAACGUCCCCAAUCAGACAUCCCAAAAAUCACACAAUUAUGUGGCCGUUUCCAACCGGCCACUCUCUCGUAUCCAGAACGAUACCCGGUUGUACGGGUCCAGUCCCAAUGUCAAUUCCAUCAACCUUAUUGCUCAACAGCUACAACAGCAAUCUGCCACAGGUCCUCAACCGGCCGUUCCCUUGCAGAACAUCUAUAACAGUGUCUACAAUGGAAACGACGUCUAUUCCACCAUAGGGAGCGACAUAUACGACACGGUCGCUGCCACCCCUGCAUCGUACUACGAACGAAUCCCUUCGCAGUCCCAGCAACCGCAACAACUCUACAACAUCGUCAACAACAGUCAAUUACAACAACAACAACCUGUGAUCUAUGACGAGGUAUCGAACGACGACCUGCUGAGGCCGAUCCGGGCUGCACCGGCGGCGCCACUUUCCGCCCAGCAGAUCCAGCGGCGGCUGGAUCGGUUGGCUCAACAGGAGCAACAGGUGGCUGCCUUGAUGGCCGAGCUCGGUGAGGAAGCGAACGAAGAAGAGGCUAGGGAUUCGCUGGCGGCGGUGAACUGGGAUCACACGCUGGCGGUGCGGCACUUCAAAAUCGAGCGGUUGUGUCGGCUUGGCGUGGCCAACCGAACUAAGUGCGAGGAGGCACUGCUGAAAACGGGCUGGAGUGUGCAGCUGGCCGCAUCGAUACUGCUGGAGACUUAAUCGCUUCCGCCUGCCUGUCUGCCAGUCACACGGUGUUUUAUGGCGCGUCGUGCUUUCGAUGUAUGUAGCUUCUUUUUAUAGGUAAGAAUCAUCUUUAAGUUUUACACAACGAACACUGAAACCGUCGUCGUCGUCGGUGGGAAACCACUGGCGGCGGCCCAUCGACCCAAUCCGUUGAGUAUUACAAUCCAGCACUGUUUACUACUUGGCAAAUGUAUAGAUAUUUAUAUUGACAUAGUAUUCCAAGGAUUUGAAUAAUCUGUUAUCACUGUACAAAUAAUCGUAAUCUCCAGAUCGUGAAGCAAUCUUCCGAAUGAAUAGUUCUAUAGUUUUCGAUAAGUUCAUUGCACGAUAUUAAUAAAAGAUUGAUAUCGUUAAUUGCUCCAGUGAAACCCUGAAACAGGAAUCUCCAUUAAAAUGAACUCAAAACAAUUCUCAAGCUCUCUCUCACACCCUUCUCAUCAACUUAUGCAUACUUCAGUAAGAAUGCACAUAAUAACGACUUAUUAAUUGAAAUGCUAACCGACACCCGCCACUUCUUUUGAAGAGGCGCAUUCAGGUAUUUAUAACCCUCAAAACAAACGAUCAGGCAGAGCAAACGAACUCACUUUUCUCAUCAAUCAUCAUUGUCCGUCUGUGGUGGGAAUGAGCUGCUCAAAACGCAGAAGAAAAAAAGAUAUGAAGUAUCAGGCACCCUCAAAAGGGAGAUAACGAUUUGGAAGAGCUUUUAAUCUUUAUUGACCGCGAUUUAAAACAAAAUUAGCUAGGUCUGCUGCAUAUGGUUUCCAAUGCGUUCGUUGUUGGCAAUGAAGGAAAUUGUUGUUGAUUCCAGUUACGGUGGUGCAAACCAAAUUAGAACAGUUAGAACCAGGAAAGGUUUUUAAUUGAAGACCGCUACACACACAAAGUAUGCCUCUACCUAAUAGUAGUCCACUUAAAACGUUUAAAAGUCCACUUGUUGUAUUGAAUGGGAACAAGCUGAGCGGUAGCUUCCCAUCAUCGUAUCGCAAGUAUCAUUCAUUGAAUAGAACGAUCAUCGGAUCAGAUGUAUGCCAAAAUGAAGUGAUCAAAAUCUCCUUGAAACAUGAUUGAUUAGCGGAAUGAGAACUAAAGAAAAAAGCCGGUUGACCGGAAAUAGUCUAUUUACAUGUUACGAAGUAAAUGCUCCGAAAUACAUAGCAAAAAUACAAGAAUAUUUUAUAACUGA